AUGUGUGAAGUGUCUCUCUGGGAACAAGGAAUGUGUGAAGUGUCUCUCUGGGAACAAGGAAUGUGUGAAGUGUCUCUCUGGGAACAAGGAAUGUGUGAAGUGUCUCUCUGGGAACAAGGAAUGUGUGAAGUGUCUCUCUGGGAACAAGGAAUGUGUGAAGUGUCUCUCUGGGAACAAGGAAUGUGUGAAGUGUCUCUCUGGGAACAAGGAAUGUGUGAAGUGUCUCUCUGGGAACAAGGAAUGUGUGAAGUGUCUCUCUGGGAACAAGGAAUGUGUGAAGUGUCUCUCUGGGAACAAGGAAUGUGUGAAGUGUCUCUCUGGGAACAAGGAAUGUGUGAAGUGUCUCUCUGGGAACAAGGAAUGUGUGAAGUGUCUCUCUGGGAACAAGGAAUGUGUGAAGUGUCUCUCUGGGAACAAGGAAUGUGUGAAGUGUCUCUCUGGGAACAAGGAAUGUGUGAAGUGUCUCUCUGGGAACAAGGAAUGUGUGAAGUGUCUCUCUGGGAACAAGGAAUGUGUGAAGUGUCUCUCUGGGAACAAGGAAUGUGUGAAGUGUCUCUCUGGGAACAAGGAAUAAGCGAGUUUUCCCUUGAGGACCAAGGAAUGUGUGAAGUGUCUCUCUGGGAACAAGGGAUAAGCGAGUUUUCCCUUGAGGACCAAGGAAUAUGUGAAGUGUCUCCCUGGGAACAACGGAUAAGCGAGUUUUCCCUUGAGGAACAAGGAAUGUGUGAAGUGUCUCUCUGGGAACAAGGAAUAAGCGAGUUUUCCCUUGAGGACCAAGGAAUGUGUGAAGUGUCUCUCUGGGAACAAGGGAUAAGCGAGUUUUCCCUUGAGGACCAAGGAAUAUGUGAAGUGUCUCUCUGGGAACAACGGAUAAGCGAGUUUUCCCUUGAGGACCAAGGAAUGUGUGAAGUGUCUCUCUGGGAACAACGGAUAAGCGAGUUUUUCCUUGAGGACCAAGGAAUGUGUGAAGUGUCUCUCUGGGAACAAUGA
Molecule: messenger RNA, 990 nt
Organism: Cryptotermes secundus
Lineage: Eukaryota; Metazoa; Arthropoda; Insecta; Blattodea; Kalotermitidae
Product: spermidine/spermine N(1)-acetyltransferase-like protein 1
Exons: 1
Coding region: 1-990 (329 amino acids)
Source: RefSeq, a predicted model, not a curated record